Notothenia coriiceps (black rockcod) is the source of this 731-nucleotide messenger RNA. RefSeq names its product carcinoembryonic antigen-related cell adhesion molecule 8-like. The transcript has 3 exons. Bases 43 to 705 code for a protein of 220 amino acids. The record is from RefSeq and is a predicted model, not a curated record. NCBI's taxonomy places the organism in Eukaryota, Metazoa, Chordata, Actinopteri, Perciformes, Nototheniidae.
UAGAUCACUCAUCCCGUUUCUGUCACUUUGUUGGUGUGCACAAUGACUUCCAGCAGACCCCUCCUCGUUCUUCUGUGGUUCAUUCACAUGACAAUCCCAGGUUUAACUGAAGGAGCUGGUGCGUUGCCAGACGGUCCUCUGAAUGCAGCUGUCGGAGGGAAAGUGAUGUUCACCACAACACUGACUCCAGGAACACCAUUUCAAUCAGUGAACUGGAGAUUUGGUGCUAAAGAUAUAUUUACUUGGAAUGUUAACAACUUCACUGCACCAGAGUAUGAAGGCAGGAUCACCUUCUUCAUGUCUACUGGAUCUCUGGAGCUCAGGAACCUGGCUGAAGCUGACAGUGGAGAAUACAGAUUUACCAUUUCACUACUUGGAGAACCAACAAUGUUAGGGACCACAAGACUGAAAGUAUACGAGCCAGUCUCCAAUGUGAUGGUAACCUCCAGCAGCACAGAGCUGGUGGAGUUCAGCAGCUCCGUCAGUCUGUCCUGCUCCUCCUCUGGAUCCUCUCUCUCUUUCCUCUGGCUGAACAGCAGCUCUGAGGUUGCAGGAAGUGACAGAGUUCAGAUCACUGAUGGAGGAUCCACUUUAACUAUAAUUAAUGUGACCCGCUACGACCAGGGACCAUUCAGCUGCCGUGUAUCUAAUCCUGUCAGUGAGGGCACCAGUGCUCCAGUAACCCUCUCCAUCUACUGUGAGUAACUCAUGUUCAUACAUUUGAUUCUGCA